UUUGAGAGGAACGAUAUAAAACAGCAAUCUCUACGAAUCCCUUUGCUGCAUAUAUAAAAUCAAAAUACAUUUUACUUAGCAUUAGCGCACAAAACUGACGAAAAUGGAUCCGGAGAAGCGCUCUACGUUGCAUGUGAGCGCAAGUCUGCCGGGUUAUGUGAUCUCGCAUGCGCGCCAAAGUCCUGAUCUUUCCAAACCACCCGAGCACCGAGCCAAGUCGAACAACAACAGUCGGUCAGUGUCGCUCGCGUGAUUUCCACGCCGAGCGAUUGAGGAUGCACGUGGAUGCACCUAGGUCGAGGAGGAAGUGAGAAAAUCGCUGAUGCGCGGCCGUAGGGCGUGUUCUCUCAUACCAGGAUUGCAGUAUAUACAGCAGUGCAACCCCUUGCUUUUUUGUCGGUCAAAACAGAGCGCGCAUGUGCGAAGUAGAGGAGUCGAAAAGGGAGUAGAGCAAGGUGAUCUGUUUUCUUACUAUUGUCAAAAAGGUACAUUACACUUGAUUAGGUUUUCUGGCUAUACUAAAUACAUACACUGAUGAGUCAGAAAAAAAGAGACGAAAAAAAUAUUCAGGGAAAACCAUAUCGUAAAAGCUCCUUUAUUUUGCGCAUGUACCUUCAAAACUGCUUUGAAAGGGAAAACACAGAUUGACAUAAUAAGCUUAAUGAUUGACAAAUUUUGUAACAGUUGCGGAGCAGCUUUCUCUGCCGAAUGUACUCAUUAUCGCCGAUCGUUGUACCUUGCUCUACUGUCCAUUGGUCAAAAAGAGAAGAGCUCAUACUUCACUUUCGCCUUUAUUUGUUUCCCCGCGCAACUCUUUUGUCUUGCGUCCUCUGGGUGUGUUCGGGCAGCUCGCUAUUAGUGCUCUUCAGCGCUAUCAUGUCAUUCUGUAUCCUUGUUGUAUAUCUAAGGAGCGAUGAAGAUAGAAAAACGCGAUAGCGUUGGUAACGUGCUCCCCGAACGCAUCCUCUGUUUUAACAAACACCAACAUGAAAGGUAACGGCAGGGAGUUGCACUAAUGUGUAUACUGUGUUACGGCAUCGACCUACGGGUUCUUCACAUAUAGUGAUGGGGGAUCGUGAGAAUUUCUCCGUGACAGGAGCUCUUAUACGCAUGCGUGAAGUGACGUAAUAGCCGACGUAAUAAUUUCUAAUGACGGACGCAGCACGGAGUAUCCAUACGAAACCCUGUGCAUCCGCGAAGGAUUCCAUCUGAUGCAGUUUUUCUUCCGCGUUUCUUCCGCGAGUUAUGUUAUUGAAUAUUAUGUAAAAAUUAUGGUCUAGUGUAAUUUUUUAUCAUUUAUAUUUGUAUUAAAAAAUUUAUAUUAAUAUGUAAUGUAUUUUUAUAUAUUAUACGAUUUUACUUUAUGCAUUAAAUAUGUUAUUGUGUAAAAUUGUAUUGUUAGAAUACACUGAUCAGGUUUUCUGUAGUUUUCCUCGCUCUUGCAGCAAAUAUUAGUAUUCGCGUGAUAUCGGCUACAGACGUUAUAAAGUAUCAAAUGCUUAUUGUUAUUCGUAAAUAGCAUUUUGUUUCUUUAACAUAAACUUUUUUCCCUCUCUACAACUCCCUUCAUAUUUUCUGGAAGAAUUCUUUUAGACUGGGGAUCUCACGAUACCUAAAAUAGAUACGUCAGUGAGACUACCAUAGCGUUUUGUCAAUGCGCCUGCGUAAGAAAUUCCCACGAUUCCCCAUUACUGUGCGAUUACUGUCUACGGGCCCCUCAUAUAACGUAGGUUCGGCGACGGCGACGGACGUGGAACCGGGAAGAGGCAGCAGCACGUAACGAAGUUCCAUUAUUGGCGACGGUGAUUUCACGGUGCCGAGCACAACCGGCGCACGCGAACGAGAGUGCCUUGUUAACGCUGGUCUGGCGGUUGCGCGUUUCAGCGGACACCGAACGUCGUCGAGCCGCAUCAGCGGGGAGAGAUUGACUCUCAGCGAAGCAGGUGAAGCAGAAAAGAAGAGAGACCAGCUGAGGAAUGUCCGAUUUAGACGAGACUGACACUUCGUGCGGGGAGGAACAGAUCAUCUCGGAUUGGGAAGUCCGAGAGGAGUGGCUCGAGAACAUAUUGUCCAAGUACUACGAUGAACCGAUCAGGAUACUACAAUUCGAGGCGAAAUCCGAGCAUACCAGUGAAGGCGCGCUGAGCUCCAUUAUUAGCGCUUGGGUGAAAUUAAUGUUCAGACAAUGUCAAAGCAGAGCAUUGUUAAACAUUAUAAUAAAGCAACUACCUAAGGAUCCAUUCAGCCGUUUCUUCGUCACCGAAGGCCAAUUCGAUCUCCGUGAGAUUCAAUUUUAUACGAAGCUGAUGCCAGACUUAAGGGAGUUCAAUCAGAAGCAACUUAUUCACAACAAAUCAAGGAAAUUUGAUGACGAAAUAGACUUUGAUGCACUUAAAGUGAUUGUCCCACAGUGCUAUCACACUCAUUAUAUUCCCGCGGGCGGGACCGACGACAGCCCGGUGCCACCGGAAUCGAUGCUAGUGUUGUAUGAUCCACGUGACAAAAACACCAGGAGCAUCAAGUUUUCGGAAGGACUGGACCGCGUCACCACGCAGCUCGCGCUGGACGCCAUCGCUCGCUUCCACGCUCACACCUUGGCGAUGAAGGUCGUGGACGGGCAGCCUCUACCCCAGCGUUAUCCGUUCCUCUUCAAAAGGGCAAAGGCGACCGAUUCGUACCAGCAAUUGGUAGAGCGCGGUCUACCGCAGCUGGUACACUUUUUAGAGAGCAAGCCAGGCUUCGAAACGAUCCUCGAGACCCUGUUAGCCUUACGACCUCGCACCAGAGACAUAAUCUCGUCUCUGCUCGCGCCGGAGGGCCCGAUGGCGCUGAUAACUCACACCGACUUCUGGAGUAAUAAUCUGAUCUUUUAUCAGCCCGAUCAGUUCGAUAAAAAUAGGCACUUCUGCUACAUCGUCGACUGGCAAAUGAUCACUUAUAGCCGACCGACGAACGAUGUCGCGCUGUUGAUAUUGAGCUCAGUGCAGACUGAGACGCGUCGCAAGUACAUCGAUCGUUUUCUGGACAUGUACUGGAACAAGCUGCAGUACGUGUCCUCGUGCCUCGGCGUGGACAUUCAGGAAAACUUGGGAUAUACCCGAGAAGACUUCAACAAGGACUACAGAAAAUCCCAAUUACUGGCGCUCUUGCUUUGCAUUGGUUCCGUGGACGUCGCGCUCGGCGAUCCUCGCACGGAGAAACGACUGCUCGACGUUCUCGAAGAUUUAUACAAAGAUGGCGUGUUAACGGACGAGGAUAUCAUCGCGACGAACGAAGAUAUCGUCGCGACGAACGAGGAUAUCGUCACAACGAACGAGGAUAUUGUCGCGACGAACGAAGCGGAUUCCUAAUUCAGCGCUGCCACCCCGUCGACACUGUGUAGCGCCGAACGAACGUUUCUACCCCGGGCUGUGACUCGAAACAAGGAUGAUGAUGAUGAUGAUGCGGAACGAUAGAUGAUUAGCCCAUUCGUAGUUUAAAGACGCAACCUUUGUGUUCUCAAUCGAGUGGAGACUCGAGCCAGCAACGGCGUGAACACGGCCGUUGAAGAAGGUAGUUGCAAGAAACGCACACGGCUCACAUCGGAGGAAUACAAUGGACGUUAGGAACUUGUGUUACUCGGUCUUUUCGCUACGUGACGGAAUAUUAUAGACGAGCGUGGAGAAAUUGAUCGAAGUCAGUAUGCUUAAGCACGACACGAUAGAUGUCUCGAUUAUACACUAGUGUAAGCUUUGACAUCCUGUCGGAUAUUACCCCUUAAAGGCUAGGAUGGCAUUUUAACGGCUACUCAUGCAAGAAUCACUUGCCAUGCGAUGAAAGUCCCAGAAGUAAGGUAGAAUAAAAGCGGAAGCACGUUUUCUAAAGAGGAGUUAUGCAAUAAAGAGAUUGAUUUUAUAUCAA
Molecule: messenger RNA, 3900 nt
Organism: Odontomachus brunneus
Lineage: Eukaryota; Metazoa; Arthropoda; Insecta; Hymenoptera; Formicidae
Exons: 4
Coding region: 1977-3350 (457 amino acids)
Source: RefSeq, a predicted model, not a curated record